AUGGCGUCGAACGAUGGAGCUACAGGGGUAGAGCUCUCAGACUCAGCAGUCACCCUUCCUUCGGACUCAGAGAACUAUUCGGCCACUAUCGAGCUGACGUCGCCAUCCGCUCAGGCUCCCGCGGCCCCUAUGACUUUAUACACACCCCCAUCGUACUGGCGGAUAAUACAGGGCGCAGCCAUCAACCUCAUUCUUCCUUUUGUCAACGGGCUUAUGCUAGGAUUUGGAGAGCUCUUUGCGCAUGAAGCUGCCUUUAGGCUGGGCUGGUCGAACACAAAAAUAUUCCCUACCCAUCGACGAACCCAACAGCCUAUCGGCGGUGGGAUUGAUCUCCGUGAUAUACCGCAUCGGAGGCGGUAG
Molecule: messenger RNA, 360 nt
Organism: Microsporum canis CBS 113480
Lineage: Eukaryota; Fungi; Ascomycota; Eurotiomycetes; Onygenales; Arthrodermataceae
Product: mitochondrial import protein 1
Exons: 2
Coding region: 1-360 (119 amino acids)
Biological process (GO): protein insertion into mitochondrial outer membrane; mitochondrial outer membrane translocase complex assembly
Cellular component (GO): mitochondrial outer membrane
Source: RefSeq, a predicted model, not a curated record